Stomoxys calcitrans (stable fly) is the source of this 963-nucleotide messenger RNA. RefSeq names its product spermidine synthase (gene SpdS). The record is from RefSeq and is a predicted model, not a curated record. The transcript has 2 exons. The coding region runs from base 33 to 902 and encodes 289 amino acids. Lineage: Eukaryota; Metazoa; Arthropoda; Insecta; Diptera; Muscidae. Gene Ontology annotation, cellular component: cytosol. Gene Ontology annotation, molecular function: spermidine synthase activity. Gene Ontology annotation, biological process: spermidine biosynthetic process.
GGGAAUAUAAUUGUCAGAGAUAUAGUGACAUCAUGAACGCCCUAGCAAAUGGUUGGUUUAGUGAAAUUCAAAAUGAGUUAUGGCCGGGACAAUGUUUCUCCUUGAAAGUUAAAAAUAUCUUGCAUCAAGAAAAAUCGAAAUACCAAAAUAUUCAAAUUUUUGAAACGGAAACCUAUGGGACAUGUCUUGCUUUAGACGGCAUUAUUCAAUGUACGUUAAGAGACGAGUUUUCGUACCAAGAAAUGAUAUCAUUUUUGCCGCUAUGCUCCCAUCCAAAUCCAGAAAAGGUUCUUAUUGUAGGCGGAGGUGAUGGUGGCGUUGCCCGAGAGGUAGUAAAACAUCCAAAUGUAAAGGAAGUUCAUCAAGUUGAAAUAGACGAAAGGGUUGUGGAACUAUCAAAAACAUUCCUUCCCGAAAUGGCUUCAGGAUUUAAAAGUCCUAAAAUGAAACUCAUUAUUGGAGAUGGUUUCGACUUUAUGAAGACACACAAAAAUGAAUUCGAUGUCAUUAUAACAGAUAGCUCUGAUCCCGUAGGACCAGCUGUAAGUCUGUUUAACGAAAGCUAUUUUGACCUUAUGAAAACUUCUUUACGUGAUGGAGGCAUAAUAUGUUCUCAAGGAGGAAGUUUUUGGCUGGAUUGUACUCAUGUAAAGAAAAUUGUUGCGGGAUGUCAAAAACAUUUCCCCAAUGUGUCAUUCGCGGUUACAUCAAUACCCUCGUAUCCUUGUGGACAUAUUGGAUUUGUCAUUGGAAGCCUUAAUAGAAAUACUGACCUUCGAAAACCUGCCAAAAUAUUUAGUUCUGAAACAAUUGAUGAAAUUGGUUUAAAAUAUUACUCCAGUGAAAUACAUACUGCAGCUUUUGCACUUCCACGUUGGGUGCAAAAACAACUGUUUGAGUAGACAGCGUAGGUAAAACAUAUACAAAGUGAUCAACUGAAUAAAAAGAAAUGGCUUUUUCAAA